AGCAACAGCAACAACAAAUGUUACCUUCAUCUGCUUAUUUACCUCCUCCUCCACAAACCUUUAACUUCAAUCCCAACAUGAUGUACAAUCAACACAUGUCACCUCCACUUACGCCAGCCGUUUCUCCUUCAUCUGUUUUGCUCGACUCAACGCAAUUUAAGCGAAAGUUUUCUGUUGAUAUUGGUCCUUUUGGAUUCGGGAGCAACAUUCCGCACCCGUCCUCAGUACAUGAUCAAGAUGUCUAUAGACGUAGCUCAUGUUCAGCUGUUUCUAUGGAUAGCAUGAAUCAGCCUGAGCCUCAUUCAGCUACCCCUUCUCCUCCUCCUCCUACUUCCUCUUCUUCUGUUGCAAAUGGUUAUUCUGUCGCUGUUACUGCUGCUGCUGCUGCUGCUGCUGCUGCUGCUGCUCGAUGUCAAUCUGAUUACUCCUUUUUAAAUACAUCCAUGCAACAUCACUCAUUUGGAAACCAUCUUUCUAAUAACGCAACUACGACAACAUCAACUGCAGUCACUGUCCCUUCACCUAAAAAUCGACGUGGAUCUCGUGCUCAGCAUUCGGGUCCCAACACUCAGCAUAAGCAUGCUUGCAAGUAUCCUUACUGCUCUUGGAGUUUCAAGCGAUAUGAGCAUCUUAAGCGUCACAUGCUUGUUCACACUGGUAAAAGACCCCAUGUUUGUCAUUUUCCUGGUUGUGGAAAGAGCUUCAGUCGCUCCGAUAACUUCCAUGCUCAUUACCGUACUCAUACUAAGAAGACCAGUUUGGCUCAAAAUCAAAAGUCUGUUGUCAAUAAUGAUCAAGCAGGAACUUCUCAUGACACUUCUUCCUCUUCCAAUGUUGCCGCUGCUACUGUAGCCGCUACAGCAGCCGCUGUUUCUUCCUCUUCUAUGUCUAAUACAAAUGUCAUGACCCCUCAACAUCAAGUGUUUCAAGAAAGAACUUACUUUAAACAAGCACCUGCUUUCCAUAUGAGUUUUAAUCAAGACAUGUAUAAUCAUCGUUAUCCUUCAGAGGAGCCUUAUCAACAACAUUAUAUGCGU
Molecule: messenger RNA, 1037 nt
Organism: Gilbertella persicaria
Lineage: Eukaryota; Fungi; Mucoromycota; Mucoromycetes; Mucorales; Choanephoraceae
Exons: 2
Biological process (GO): regulation of transcription by RNA polymerase II
Molecular function (GO): RNA polymerase II cis-regulatory region sequence-specific DNA binding; DNA-binding transcription factor activity, RNA polymerase II-specific
Source: RefSeq, a predicted model, not a curated record